Molecule: messenger RNA, 4890 nt
Organism: Symbiodinium sp. CCMP2592
Lineage: Eukaryota; Dinophyceae; Suessiales; Symbiodiniaceae
Source: the annotation of a GenBank genome assembly
AUGAACUGGGAACGGCGACAUUGGUGGCCGUUCGGACUGUGGAAGCUGCUCCUACUAUCGGCAUGGAUAGCUGCCGGUGGCGCUUCCAAACUUGCCGUUGUUCGGAACUUUGCGACCGAUGCCGAGGCAGAGUCCAUAUCCGGGGUGUUCGGGCUCUGGAACGAAACACCGCCCUGCUCCUCCACACCGAUUGAUGCAGAAGUGGACCUAAUCUUGGUCUACAACAGAGUGCUGGAGGAAAGUGCUCUCGCCACAGCGGCUGUAGAGACACUACGCUCUAGAUUCGAGGGUCGGUUGGACCCAUGGGCGACUUGCUUCAGCAGCUUCCAGGUUCAGGAGAUCAAUCUCACGUCCAGCGAGGACAUCUACGAUCGCCGUGGCUACGAGAUUCGGCGGGAUUGGGUGCACGGCCCGAACACUGUCUUUCGCACUCUCCUGCGGAAUUUCAUCGACCGCGCAUGGGGCAACUACAGCCACUUUUAUUUCAUGGAGUUUGAUGCCGUGCCAGUGCGAAGCAACUGGUUGGAUCAGUUCAUUUUGGAGGCGCUGCGCUACCCGGAUGCCGCGAUACGCGGCAGCCACUACCGAGGAGAUACCUGGGACACAUUUCUAAGAAAUAUGCCCAUGGAUCUGCUCUACCACAUCAAUGGCAACGCCAUUUACAACGUACAGCACCCUUGGUUACAGUACCUGCUUGCGAAGUUGGAUGAAGAUGCGGUGCUCGAAGAGGACUCUGGUGUCGCCUUCGAUGUGCUUAUGGCCAACCUUAGUUUUGAAGAAUUCGGUGGAGUGGAGGAUUCGCCUUACAGAGGCGACUCACUUCUGAUCGGAAACUAUGCAAACACGCUUAUCAACACAAGCUUUGAAGGUGUGGAAUUUAUUCGCCAUGGCUCCUCGGAGAACAUUUUCGAGGAGAUCGACGACCAAGAAGUCACGCUGGGAGUCCUCUCCCAACAUCACGACUUCCGCUUCUUUGAGGAGUCUUUGAGGUACGCACACCCCUUCCGGAAGGUGAUCAUCAUGGGCAAGUGGAUCACCAACCAAACGAACUACACCAUCGACACGAUGCGAGGCGAAACGCAGAUCGAGACCCGAAGGGGUACGGGGACUCCUGCGAUGCUGCUUUGCAGACUUGCCUCGCUGGUCAGAACAAGGUACGUGGUCUUCACAGAUACCCACAACAUCAUCGCCAGCCCGAUGUCCAUUCUGGUGGACGCCAGAGGCUUCCCGGUGCUCCCUUACGUGCCAGCCAGCUCUUGGUCUUGCCAGCAGUAUCGGUCCUGCACCUCCGAGUUGGAGGAAGCAGAGCUUUUCUUCGGUGUUCAGCUUCAAUAUCACCACGACACGCAUGAAACGGUCUACUACACAGACCUCUACCAGCAGCACUGUGCGGCCCGGAGCACAGUAUUGCGUGAGCUUCCCAAGUACAGCCAAUGUGGCUAUGUGCACGGACCCACGGCGAACGGCUAUAUCGCCUGGCUCCUCUCGCAGCAAGACACCUUGGCCUUCGACUAUGUGCCCAGGAACAAGCAGCAAGUGGGCUUCAGGUCUUGGGGUACAGCCGUCACUCCUCACCCGGUUGACACGCGGACGUGCUCUGUGUACAAGGAGUCCGACUUCCUGAUGGCGCAGGGCAACAUCUCUUCUUGCGCUGCCAUCUUGGAGGAUCCCGGAGCCUGCCUUGCGGCAAACUGCACCUGGCGUCCCAUUUUCGGGAGCGGCAAGUGUAUCGAUACACCCGAGGUCACCUUCACACUCCGCAUCCCUGAGCUGUACACGACGACAACGACGACGGCCACCGUCACAGCAACUUCCACCGUGUCGACCACUUUGAGCUCCACUUCGAGCUCUUCCUCUACCGGCUCCACUACAGAAAGCUCCACGACGCGGUCGUUGACUUCCACCUCGACACUGUCCUCGACUUCCUCGUCUUCCUCCUCGACGUCCUCCUCGACGAGCACCACGACGACGGAGACCAGUACCACCGUGACCAGCACCACGGUGUCCAGCACCACGGUGAGCAGCACCACGGUUACCACGACCACCGAAACCUUCACGGUGCUUCCGGGACAGUGCCCGCUGCCUGUCGCGGACGCUUCGGUGGAUGUGAUGGAUUGCCUGGGAAAGAUCCCGGGCGAGACGUGCGAGGUUGUCUGCGCAGCGGACUACGAGGGCUUGCCGGCCACACUGACCUGCGGCCAGUCAGAGGUCUUCGAAGGUGAUGUGCCGACUUGCAGCACCACGACCUGGACCAGCACUUUCACAACGACCAUGACGCAGCUGGUCGAGUGUAGUGGUGGUCUGCCUUUGGGGCGAGGCAUUGUCAGUAGCGAUUGCCCUGGCAAGGUCAACGGACAGACCUGUGAGGUGCGCUGCGAUGCAAGUCUCGGCUUUGAGGGGGGCCCAGUGGAGUAUGUGUGCAACCCAAGCACAGGGAUAUUCGAUGGGCCGGGACUUCAGUGUUUCCUCCCCAGCUGCCCGACGGAUGUGCUGCCAACGUCGCUGGACAUCGCAGACUGCGACAAUACGGAGCUUGGCCAAAUUUGCUUCGUCCGUUGCCCGGCCGGCUGGGCUGGUACAGAGGCCGUAUACACUUGCCAGCUGGAGGGCAGCUUCGCCGGGACGGCGCCCGUCUGCCAAAGGCUGGUCUGCAGCGUGGAUAUGCUUCCGCAGGGGCCUGGUUUCGACACCUCUUCCUGCGUGGGCACGCAAUCGGGUGAGUCCUGCAACGUAACCUGCGCACGUGGCUACACGGGCUCAUCGGCAACCUACGACUGCGCCCUGGACGGCGUGUUCUCAGCGGGAAGCAGCGCCGCAUGCGAGCGAAAGGCAUGCCCCGUGCCCGCCUCCAUGGCGGGAGAUCCCUCCUUCUUCACGGACUGCGCCGGGGCGCGGCACGGCGACACCUGCAUGGCCAAGUGCAACCCUGGCUACUCCGGGACCCCUGUCCAAAAGCGUUGCGAUGAUGGCGAGUUUGCCACCGGCACGGACAUCAACUGCACCGCUUUGACCUGCUCUCUGGAGGGAGUUUCCAUCGGUGUCGGCGUAGCUGUGGGGAGCUGUGUGGGAGCUACCACGGGUCGGAGCUGCGAGCUUUCGUGCGCCCGGGGCUACGAUGGCGUGGGCAAUGCUACCAUGUUCUGUGGGAUCGAUGGCAGCUUUUCGCCGCAUUCCUUCGCCUGCGAGCCGACGCAAUGUCAACAACUGGCGCAGAUCCAUCCCUUCUCCAUGCCUCAAUAUGACGACUCCUGUUCGAACCACCUCUUUGGCGACAUUUGUACGGCUUUCUGUGAGACUGGCUGGGACAUCGUGGGCGAUGCCAUCGUCUACUAUUGCGAUGCCCGCGACAACACCAGCGCUGGGUACGCCGAGUUCGGGACUAACAUCGCAGCCCAAGACUCACAGGGGCCGGUUUGCGUCGGGAAGACCUGCACGAUUGGUCUGCCGAGCCAGCGCGGAAUUGAGCACGACUGCGCUGGGAAAACCACUCUGGAGACCUGCACUAUCACGGCAAGCUUCGGUUUUGCCAUGCCAGCAGCCAACUUGACAUGCACUGUAGAGGGCUCUUUCGCCGGCGUGGUGCCAGAGGCAGCAGAGGCGACCUGUCCAACGCCGGACUUCGGCAGUGGCACCGGAAGCACCUGCGCCGGUCGAGCGAUAGGCGAAGAGUGCUAUGCUUACUGUCUGAGUGGUUUUGCUGGGUCUCCGCAGUUGUACACGUGCGUUGCAAAUGCCACGACCGGGAUCAUCGACGUGCGGCCAAGUGCUGCCGACAUCUCCUGCACGCCCGAGGCCGACCGACGAUUGUCGCUGACGGCAGCAAGGCGUUUGUUAACGCCCUGUGAUGGAGCCUCCAUGACUAACUUUGGCCUGCAUUCGGCAGAAUUUGUGCACAGCUGCGAUGCGGUGGUGCAUGACGACGUGUGCAUCAGCCAUUGUGGCCGUGGCUAUGAGAUGAGCGGCGACCCAACCGUGCUGGUCUGUGACAAUGGGACCCUCACCGGUGGAGCCUUGCCGACUUGUACACCCUUGCCGUGCAUCUAUGGUGUGCCGAGUGCACUCGGUGUUGAACACGACUGCCACAAUGUCACGACGGGUGGCAACUGCACAGCAGCUUGCACGGUGGAGGGCUUCGAGUAUGCAUCUGGUGGAGCCGAGCAGUUCAAGUGUGAGGCGACAGGAGAAUUCAACGGCACCGUUCCGUCCUGUCAGCGGGUUACCUGCUCCGACCUCGACUUGGCCUCCCGAUUUUCGCACAACUGUGUCGGCAUGGCUUUCCAGGACACCUGCGGUGUCAGUUGCGCCAAGGGCUGGACCUUGCAAGGCUUUGGAUCCCAGUUUGAGUGCCGGGCCCAUGGCAACAUCACCGGCAUUCUGCCCAAUUGCGUCGGCAACCCUUGUGAGAACACCAUCCCACAGGAUCAGGCAUUCUCGGGUGAGGACUGUGAUGGCCUGACUACCGGCCUCACUUGUGAGGUGACCUGCAAACCGGGAAGCACCCCCAACUCGGCCACGAUGAGUUGCGACGUCAGUGGACACCUGCACGGCACCCUCCCGAUUUGCAGACCCGCUCUUUGUCCAGCCAGCACGGCUUUGGAGGAUCCGUCGCUGGAGCACAACUGUCAGGAUGUCCCUUUCGGACGGAGCUGCAGCGUCUUCUGUGCGGAGGGGUAUCAGCUCAAUGGAACUGAUUCCGGGGAGGUCUGGGACUGUGUUCUCGAUGGUUCCGGUCAGCCGAUCCUUUCAGGUGCGAUCCCACCUUGUGAGCGAAUUACUUGCGCCAGCCUGAGCCAAAGCGAUGUGUUGGUGGACAACUGCACGAGCAUCCCAGCCGGCUCGUGGGGCCCCCAGGUUCAUGGCUUUUUGGGGUGCAGGAACUCCGCGUUUUAG